UUGCUUAAAAGAGCAUUUCUUUUGAGGACAGGAAGAUAAGGAACCUACAUUUGACAGUGUUAAGACUAUUGUUGGGAUGCUUGAAGUUUCUGCAGAAUUUGCACAAAACAUUACCUUCAAUCAGGGCAGAAUACAGAAGUCUUUACCAGCUGGUCAUCUUGAUGCCACCACACUUGCUGAUUAUCUUGUGAAGAAGCAAAUACCUUUUAGAACUUCACAUGAUAUAGUGGGAAAGGCAGUGGCUUUGUGCGUAUCAAAGAACUGCCAACUUCAGGAACUAAGUCUUGAUGAUCUGAGAGGCAUAAGUCCAGUGAUUGAUAGGGAUGUGUAUGAAUAUCUCGGGGUAGAAAAUGCAGUUAAGAAAUUCAGCUCAUAUGGUUCCACAGGAUAUUUAUGUGUUGCUGAACAACUUGACUACUGGGUUAGCAAACUUGAAAUCAACGAAGUAGCUCAUUGUUGUUAAUGGCGGCAGAGAUGACUUUUUUGAGAUCUAGGACUUUGCUGGGAUGAGGAGUCUCUAUCUAAAAAUGGUUAUGUGGCAGGCCACAACAAUGCAAACUUGCAAUUACUUAGAUUGAAUAGUUGCCUGUCUUAUUAAGAUCUUGAAUGAACAACUGGGAUUGAAGUUCUAGUGUGGAGACAGUUCACAUUGGUUCGAGAGUUCAGUUAGCAGUGGUAUUUAAGCUGGUUCUUGUCCCGAUGGAGGUAUAAUUUGCAUCCACCCUUAAUGUGGUUUUAGAAUUGUUUUCCACCGGGGAAGUUUUUUAGUUUUGGAAUUUUGAAUUUUCAUGAAUAAUUACUAGAAGUUUAAUGCAA
Molecule: messenger RNA, 816 nt
Organism: Pistacia vera
Lineage: Eukaryota; Viridiplantae; Streptophyta; Magnoliopsida; Sapindales; Anacardiaceae
Product: argininosuccinate lyase, chloroplastic-like
Exons: 2
Coding region: 77-463 (128 amino acids)
Cellular component (GO): cytosol
Molecular function (GO): argininosuccinate lyase activity
Source: RefSeq, a predicted model, not a curated record